Molecule: messenger RNA, 558 nt
Organism: Acanthamoeba castellanii str. Neff
Lineage: Eukaryota; Discosea; Longamoebia; Acanthamoebidae
Product: Rasrelated GTPase
Exons: 4
Coding region: 1-558 (185 amino acids)
Biological process (GO): small GTPase-mediated signal transduction
Cellular component (GO): plasma membrane
Molecular function (GO): GTPase activity; GDP binding; GTP binding
Source: RefSeq, a predicted model, not a curated record
AUGCCGUUGAAGAAGUCCCGAAAGAUUGCUGUGGUGGGUUUCAGAGCUGUUGGUAAGUCAGCCGUGACGAUCCAAUUCUCGGAGAACCAUUUCGCAGAGGCGUACAACCCCACAAUCGAAAACACCUUCCACAAGACUCUCAAGCACAAGGGCACCGAAUACGAGCUCGAGAUUAUCGAUACCGCUGGUCAGGACGAGCAGUCGAUCAUGCCCUUCCGAGGCACUAUUGGGAUUGACGGCUACGUGAUGGUGUACUCGGUGGCCUCGCGCACGUCAAUGGAAACGGUGAAGGUGCUCAACGAGAAGAUCAUCAACGAGAGCGGCACGGCCACCGUGCCACGAGUGCUGGUGGGCAACAAGAGCGACCUCCACAACGACCGCAGCAUCUCCGUCGAGGAGGGCAAGCGCACUGCCGAGGAGCUCAACUGCGCCUUCAUCGAGUGCUCUGCCAAGCACAACGAAAACAUUUCCCAGGUAUUCAUCACAAUUUUGGAGGAGAUCGAGAAGCUCACGGCGCCACAGGAGCCUGUGCAAGAGAGCAAGUGUAUUCUCUGUUGA